Molecule: messenger RNA, 739 nt
Organism: Sorghum bicolor (sorghum)
Lineage: Eukaryota; Viridiplantae; Streptophyta; Magnoliopsida; Poales; Poaceae
Product: protein PYRICULARIA ORYZAE RESISTANCE 21
Exons: 3
Coding region: 34-519 (161 amino acids)
Biological process (GO): regulation of defense response to fungus
Source: RefSeq, a predicted model, not a curated record
GUACAUCAUCAGCGUUCUCCAGGAAGAGCACACAUGGCUGAGAAGGUGUCCACGUUGGUCGUGACACUCAACCAUGGCUGCUGCCGCUGCUUCACCAAGAUCCGGAAAACUGUCUGCAAGCUGCAAGAAACCGAGGACAUCCGGGUGAUUUCCUACGACGAGGUGUCCGGGACGGUGACGAUCUCUGGCGCCUUCGACCCGCUGGUGCUCCCCUGCAAGCUCCGGCGCAAGGCGGGCUGUGUGAUCAGGGACAUCCAGCUCGUGGCGGCAGAACUGCGGCUCACACCGCAGCCACCACCGCGUCCGGCGCAGCGACCAGCCAUGCUACUACCAAAUCCGUCGUGCUCGUGCUGCUGCGGCAUCUGCUGGUGCAGGAACUACGGCUGCUGCUACUGCGGUUGCCAGCCCUGCGCCUGCUUCGUGAACCACCCGCCGUGCUAUGGGCUGCCGUUGGGGCAGUACCCAAAGAUGGUAGUCGCCUGCGAGGAGGUGUCGUCUCCGGCGUGCAUGAUCAUGUGAUGUUUGCUUGUCUUGAGGAGACGUCGUCGUCUCCAGCAGUCCAGCGUGAAAGGACUUGCUAUUGCUAGUUAUUAGUUUGUCAUCUCGUGUUUCGAGUUGUUACUGUGGUUUUAGUCUUUUGUGGAAAGAACGUUGUUACUGUGGUCCUGUAAUCUGUAGUUUAUAGUGGAAAGCACCGAGCAACAUGGAAGGGUGAUCAAAGAGUUACUGUGGUUCUUAA